GAACCCAAAGUUUGCCGUGGCUAAUCUUGUCGCAGUAAGCGACUGUUCAAUUAAUGGUACGAUAAAUUAAAGUGAGCCAGAUGAUUAUGAUAGUUUUGAUAUAUAUUGGAGUGAAUACAUUUGGGAAGGAACAACGUUUGGCUGGAUCUCUUUGAGCACAAAAUAUUUUAAGAACCUGCCAGCAUGACAACAAGUGAAAACGAAGCAGGAGGCUCAUCAUCAUACAAAGGUCUAUUUUGAAUGGAUUUUAAUUUAAUUUGUUAUUUUGGGAUUUUUAAUCAAAUGAAUUGUGUUUGUUUUUGGCUGCACUGGAUUGUAAUUUGCAAGGUUUCAUUGAUUUUGCACAGAAACUUCAUUAAAACGAAUUACUUGUUGAAAGUUUCUGGAGUAAAACAUUUCAUGCCAUGUUGUGCUUCUAUGCAGGUGACAAUGUUUACACUUGAGCACAAAAUUAAUCCUUGGCAGAUUGAAAAUUGAAAAAUAAUCUUAGUUUUACUGACAUGUUUCUUCAGACGGAAAUAAUACGAACCUUUACUAGAGUCCUGAAAGUAACCCGAUAGAGAAUAUGCGGAGGAAGUUAAAGAUUAGGGUGAUGGAAAUGAGCCCUUCCGAUUUUUAUUUAUUUAUUUUUCGUUCAUAACAUGCUCUCCAGUCAUAAUAAUAGUCUUUUUAGAAAUGCUUUCAAAAUUUCUAAUUGCAAACAAAACAGAGAAACAGACGUGUGAAUAAUUCUGGGCUUAAAUGUCCAUUGCUUUAACUGCGAAUGCUGUAAAACUGCUGAGCAGGAGAACCAUCCUGUCUCUUUAAAAAGGGGUAGAGCUAGAGGAGCUCGGCUGUCAAAGGAGGAAGUAAUGCUUUCGUUUGCGGGAGGAGCAGCUGAUUUGGAGGACUGAACGGAGGAAACAUUCACCCAGUCAAAGCUUCAGCACUGCAGCCCAGAAAGAAGCGGCGGCAGCGGAGGAGGAUGUGAUGGCGACAGGUGAGCUGAACCCCAACCACUACCCCGCCCAGAGGGCCGCCAAGUUGGUCCAGCACUACCUCAACGCGCGCUACGGCUCCCCUUACAAACUGUUUGGACUGAAGGAGGUCCACAGCGGGAACGCGGAGGAAGUGGCAGACUCCGGGAGAAAGUAUCAGCUGGAGAUAUCGGUGCACGAGAUCAUCAGCAACACUAAAGAGAAAUGCUCCGCCGAGGUUUUCUUUCCGAGUGGAGCAAAGCAGCUCUCACCUCAAGUCCAGGUCUCCGCAUGUGAGGAGAUCUUGAAGCUUGAUGCCAAAUCUGAAGAACAGGCCUUGUACCAGCAGUACAAGACCAACAAAACCGUUCGCACUGAAGAGCGCCUACCGGACAGCUACGGUCACAUCGACCCAGAGAUGACUCCUUUCUGGCACCUGAGCAUCGUGGCCUCUAGCUUCAUUAUGCUGAAGGAAUCAACAGAAAACACUCUGUACAACGUGGCUCAGGUGGCCAACAUCACUCAGCUGGCAACAGAGAAUGACCAGCUGAAGUUUGACUGUCACGUCCUGCUGCAUGAAAUGGUGUCUCAGGAAAUUCCUCAGUGGAAGCUGCUGUUCACCUGGUCUCCAGCAGAGGGCGUGAAGGUGCUGCACACGGAGCAGCUGCCCCACGUUCACGAAUUUGAAAAACGAGCAAAACCAAACUGAUCUGCUGCUGUUUUCUAAACUGAGGUUACAAAACUUUGUAAUCAGUUAUUUCUUUGUAGACGUGCUGCAAUAUCUGAAGCAAGAUUAGCUGUUUCUCUUUCCCCCCCCCCCCUUUGCAUCUUAAGCCGUUUAAAACACACAAGAAGCUGGAGUUUAUACUCAAUAAAGUGUUUAACGGUU
Molecule: messenger RNA, 1845 nt
Organism: Xiphophorus couchianus (Monterrey platyfish)
Lineage: Eukaryota; Metazoa; Chordata; Actinopteri; Cyprinodontiformes; Poeciliidae
Gene: lxn
Product: latexin
Exons: 7
Coding region: 970-1665 (231 amino acids)
Molecular function (GO): metalloendopeptidase inhibitor activity
Source: RefSeq, a predicted model, not a curated record